Molecule: messenger RNA, 3656 nt
Organism: Asparagus officinalis (garden asparagus)
Lineage: Eukaryota; Viridiplantae; Streptophyta; Magnoliopsida; Asparagales; Asparagaceae
Product: nodulin homeobox
Exons: 17
Coding region: 107-2938 (943 amino acids)
Biological process (GO): flower development
Molecular function (GO): single-stranded DNA binding
Source: RefSeq, a predicted model, not a curated record
GCCAGUCCCUCCCUCUCUUUCCUCGUUUUCUCUCUCUAGGGCACGGACACUGUGUCUCCGAUCUCUUCGAUUCCUCCAUCGGCAAACUCCGGCGAAAUCUCCGGCGAUGGCGCGCGAAAUCUCAGAUCAACCCUUUGACUUGAUCUCGAUAGUUGAACACUUAAACGGAGUUCCCUCUAAAGAGAUCACUAAGUCGUUGAAAGACGCCGAGGGUUUCAUCAUACAGUGCAGUAAUGGGAGAGGGUCAGUGAGGCAGGUCGAUGUGGAGAAGCUCGCGGCUUCUCUCCCUUUGCACCUAAUUGCGGUGCUUUUGUCGUCGGAUACUGGAACACGGUUGGCUCAUUUGCUUCGUGGUGUUCGACUUUUGCACGUGUUGUGCGAUGCGGCUUCUCGCCAUAACAGACUUGAGCAGAUUCUGCUAGAUGACGUCAAAGUCUCAGAACAGUUGCUUGAUCUUGUAUUCUUCAUGUUAAUUGUUCUUGCACAAACUGAGCAGGACUAUGGUCUUGGAACUUCUGUGCCUCCUUUGCAUUCAGCACUUGUUGCCUGCACCUUUCAUCUUUUAACAGGUUAUAUUUCAUCACAGUGGCACGAACUUGUACAUGUUCUGCUAGCACAUCCUAAGGUUGAUAUAUUUAUGGAUGUAGCUUUUGAUGCUGUGCAUGCAGACAUUAGGCUUUUAUGUGUCAAGCUUUCUGGACUAGAUAAGGACAUCCUGUGCAAAAGUUCCAGUCUCCGUGCAGCCGAAACAACAGCUAAUUUUCUUUGUCAACAAUGUGAAGUUUCAUUACAGUUCCUGUUGUCCUUGUGCCAGCAAAAACUGUUCCGUGACCGGCUUCUCAAAAAUAAGGAACUAUGUAAAACUGGGGGCAUUUUUUCACUCUGUCUCACUAUACUUAAGUUAAAGACACCAUCUAGUUUUACAGAAUCUCUACGUAUUGUGGCUGCUGUUUCCAGGCUGAAAUCAAAAGUUCUGUCAAUUUUGCUGCAGCUUUGUGAAGCAGAGAGUGUUUCUUACCUCGAUGAAGUCGCUGGUUCCCCAAAGAGCAUGCGUUUGGCAAAAUCUGUAGCGCUACAAGUCUGUUUCCUCUUUAAUGUCAAAGUAGUGAAGCAGAGUGGAAAGUCUGUUGAUCGACAUCCAACGGGUCUUGUGCUUCUUAACUCAUUAUGUCUGGCUGAUAUCUACUCUGAUGAUUCAAAUUUCCGAUCAUUCUUUAUGACAAAUGCUAUUCAGGUUCUUAUUGAAAUUUUGGGUAUACCUCAUGAAGAAUUUCGAUCUCGUUGGUGUUCUACUGAUAUACCAAUGGAGGAAGAUAUUAACUUGGAAUAUGAUCCAUUUACUGCAGCUGGUGUAGCAUUAUUAUUUCUUUCACCUGAUUGUGACAGUGCUUUAUCGGCACCUGUUCCUCCAAGUGAGAAUAAUUUUGGCUGCCACAGUAAUUUCAAUGGUGCAAUGUCCUUACUUACUUAUGCACAGCAGAAAGCCUCAUAUUUGGUUAAAAUAAUAGCAAAUCUACACUGUUUUAUUCCUAACAUUUGUGAAGAGGAAGAGAAGAAUUUAUUUCUCAACAAGUUUCUUGAGUGUUUGUGCAUGGAGGCAUCUGAAUCCUGUAGAUAUCCAUCAAAUUUUAAAGAGAAGGCUGCCACAAUUUGUGAAAACCUAAGUUCUUUGGCUGAUUACACAGCAUCUUUGAUUCCCAGCUUACUGAAUGAUGAAGAUGUUAAUCUCUUAAGACUUUUCACUGAGCAACUAAAGAAGUUAAUUCCUCCACAAGUUGAUGACAAUUUGAUUAAGGAACCUGAUGCGAGAGAUGUUAAAGCUACAAUAAAGAAAAUUGAAAAUUUGCACCCUACAAAUCAGUCUUUGCCUAACUGGAGUAAACUUUCAAAUCCCGAUUACAUCAAAAUGGACCAGGAUGCUCAAAAUACCAAAGAAGGUGCAUCAUCUACCUUGGGGAGGCUAAAUAUCAGUGCUCAAGAAGGAACACAAAACUUCAAAGGAGAGUUAGACCAGUACAUUAUAACAAUCAAGCCUGAAGACCGACCUGAUGACGUUGAGUUAGAUCAAAAUGAAAUGAAGAAUGUACUUGCUGACAGUAGUGGCGUGGCUGAAUUGUUAAGAGGUAUUGAGAAAGAGAAUCGGAAGUUUGAAACAAAGGGUGAAGUUGAUAUGAUUUAUCAUAGUGGGGAGUUUUGUAAAGCCUCAGAAUACGCAAAAGGAAGUGGUUUGCAAGAUGAUGAAAAAGUUGACAAUAUUCAUGAAAAGCAACAUAGGAAAAGGAAGCGGAAUAUCAUGAGUGAGAGACAGGUAAAUUUAAUUGAAGGGGCUCUUGUGGACGAGCCUGACAUGCAACGGAACUCAGCUUCAUUGCAGUCAUGGGCAGAUACCUUGAGUGCUGAGGGAUCAGAGAUAACACCUUCUCAGCUAAAGAACUGGCUAAACAAUCGAAAAGCUAGACUUGCCCGUGCUGCCCGAGAAGCUCGUGGCCCGUCAGAAGGUGAAAAUCCGUACUCUGACAAAACCUGUGGACCGAGCACUUCCCAUUUCUGUGAUUCCCCCGACAGCGCCAACGAAGACCUUGACAUCCCCCCCUCCAAAACAGGUAUUCUCAAACCAAACCCUAAUACAGAUUUUAAAUCACAGCACAGGGUUCAUCAAAGCCUAAAACCGGGAGCGAUGGUUAUGGUGGUUGAUGAGGAAGGGAAGGAGGUGGGGAAAGGGAAGGUGUUUCAGGUUGAUGGUCGAUGGCAAGGGAAGAAUUUGGAGGAUGUGGGGGUUUGCAUUGUGGAUAUUACAGACCUUAAGGUUGAGAGGUCGAAGGAGGUUCAGUAUCCUUCGGAUGGAGGUGGGAGGACUUUUGAGGAGGCUGCGGGUAGAAAUGGUGGGGUUGCUAGGGUUGCUUGGGAUGUGAUUAGGGUUCAUCAGUUGCUGCAUUGAAUUUUGAUGGCUUAUAGAGAAAUCCUACUGUUAGUUAUGUUUAUAAGUAACGUUGCCUGGUUCAGUGGGUCCCUUGGUUAAAAAUAUGUUUUCGUAAUUCAUGUCAACGACGUCAUUUAUGGGUUCACAGAACAAAUAUAUGUCAUUGGUGAAUAUAAUCAAAUCGUAAGAAUUUUCUGCAACCAAGGAUGUAGUGGAUCCCUAGUUUUUAUAGGGAAGAAAUCUUUGAGUUGUUGACAGACAAUUUAAGAGUCGCUGAAAGAUUAAUGAAAGUAAUUGGCUUGAAGAAUGUUCAGAAAGGGAAAGGACAAAAAAGGAUUGGAAGGAGCAAAGUCUGAUGAGACGAACCGUUUCUUCACAAAGCCCAUGGAGAUUGAGGAGGCAGUGCUUUUUGAGGUAUUUGAGUUGCUAUUGUUAGAGGUUGAUGUAGAGAAUGUACCACUAUCAUUUGUAUAUGUUCUUGAUAAUUUUUGAUUGUUAAUGGGAUCCCCUACUAAAAUGUGAUUAGGUGUUUAAUUGAUGUUGGAGGAAAUACUAUUGGGAUCUCGCAGACUACAAUGCAUCUCUUACCAUGUAUCACGAUUCCCUUUUGAGAUUUAUGAUAGAAUGUCGUCGUAUUAACCCCACAAAAAAAGUCAUUAAAGAGUGCUGUAAGCGAGGGAGAUAAGUCACGUUAGAAUGUUUUAUUUUAUUUUAGUUAAUAUGGCUGUUACUUUUA